Molecule: messenger RNA, 1050 nt
Organism: Lolium perenne
Lineage: Eukaryota; Viridiplantae; Streptophyta; Magnoliopsida; Poales; Poaceae
Source: RefSeq, a predicted model, not a curated record
AUGGGGAAGAAGAACGACUUCGAGACCUCUGGCAGCGGCUACAAGAGGGUGCCGCUCCCCGUCACGCUGGGGAGGCUCAUGCACGACAAAUGGAUGCCGUGCGAGCGCUGGGCCGGCGUGCAACUGCCUGGCGGCUGGCGGCUCAGCUGCCGCCGGGUGCCCAUCCCUGCACGCGAGCCUGAUCGGACCGCGGAGAUCCGACGAAGAAGGCGGUACCUGCCGCCGGACCUUUGCGACGAUCCGGCAUACGCCAUCGACUCCGGCAGCUGGCGUACAUAUCUGUCGACCGAGACGGAUAAGAGAAGAAGGGCGGGCUUCAUGGGCGACAGGGAUUUUCCCUUCGGGUCUGCAUCGCCGACUCGUCCACGACGACAGGAGGCGCCGAGGCGUCGUCAGCAGGCGGCAACGCACGCGCAGCACAACGACGACGACGACCACGAUGACGACGCCUACGCCGCGUACGACGAUGAGGACGACUACAUCGAGGCGCUCGCACAGGUGCAUCAAGAGCUGAUCGAAGUUGAGGUAGCCCAAGAAUCCGCACGCGCUGGGGGUGAAGAAGAGGUAGGCGGAGAGCCCCAUCUCCUUGGCCACGUGCACGGCGAACCCCAUGGCGCCGUCGGCAACGACGCAGGUUACCGGCGGGACGCCCUCCGUGCGGCCGAGCCGCUGGACGAGCUCCCUGACGUGGCCUGGGCACGCCCGCCGCGUGGCCUCGCAGAGCGCCCAGAUGUCCUGCGUGGCGUCGAGCUCGGCACGAGGGAGCCCGUCGGGGAUCGUCUCGAACCGGAGGCCGUCGGCGGCGGCGCCCACGACGGCGCCGGGCCCGCGGGACCGGAGGAGGCGGCCGUGGUUGUGCUCGGUGUGGACGAAGGUGACGUAGAAGCCACGCGCGUGCAGGGCCUUGGCCAGCCGAAGGAACGGGUUCACGUGGCCCUGCGCCGGGUAGGGAAUCAGCAGGACGUGCGGCGUUGUGGUCGCCGGCUGCGACGAGGGCGCCAUCUCUAUGGUCUUGCUUGCUCUCCUAUGCUUUGGUUCGGUCAGGUGUAG